CACCCUCGACGUUUCCCCUAAUCCUAGUUAACGCACCCCGAAAAAGGGAAAUGUUAUUAUUUAGGUCCAACCCUCUCAAUACGCUUUUUAGUGUUGGAGUCCAUAAUUAUUGUAGUAGUCACACCCAAAAAAUAAUUUUAAAUAGUAAGAAAAUGCUGUAAGUUUAGUAAUGUGCUAAGCUUAAAACUAGUUUGUUUACAUUGAGUAAUAUCAAUACCAUAACCACAUAGGUACCUAACCGUGUCAGGUGUUGUGUUACAUAAAACAAUCCUGUAUCAACUUUACUGGAGGGUUGGCAGCUCUUGCGCUUUAGUUGUUUUAUGUAUACAUUCGCGUUACCUGAUGCGUUUUGUAUUGUUUAUAAAUCAACAUCUAUAUAAGUAGAUGAAUACAUUGAAAAGCCAGUAUCAUAAAAUUUGCUACAUAAUUUUUGUAAUGAGUACAACUGUACAAGUUAUCAAGCUGGCUUACUAAAUAACGGCAUGACAAAAAAGAAACUUGCCUGGCGCAGAGUAAUAAUUAUGGAAUUAUUGUUCUUAUUCGACCAAAGAGAACUUAUCACAAAUGCAUUGUGAAUUUCCAAGAUCAACACUUCUUAUUUAUUAUAUACCUUUAUUGUGAUGAUUGUGGUCUUCAAUUUGACCCCGAUAGCUGCCAUCUGUUGAGCCUUCUUAAGGGUUUUAAGGACAUGCUGGCCAUGCAGCCCACCAUAUUAUUCCCACGCAGUUCCUCAUGUGAUAGGACUGGUUCGGCGUGCGGGAAGGGUGAGCGGGUGACUGACCCCGUGUCUACAGGGUUAAAAAUAACCUCGUGCAGUGGCGGACAUUCAUUCUGCUCGCAUGUGUCGAAUUCACUAAACAGACAACUGUUUCAUGGUCGCACCCUGACCUGAUAAUUCUUGGAACAUUAAAUACUCGAACGCUUCUUGGAGAAUAAUCUCUUUUUUACCGAUUGUGAUAUUUUUAUUUUUACUGACAUAAUUGCGGUCGGUUUUAUUAGUGCUUUGUAAAAAAGAAUAAUAUUUUGGCUCCCAAUUCAUAGUUCAAUAAACUUUACCCAUAUACAAUAUGAAGGGAUCAUUGAUAACUGAUAAGUGCCGGAUAUUUGUAAAGGUUUCUUUAUCACUCUGUUUACUCAAGUAUAAUUUCUAGGAAAUAUUAUCAGUAUGACGUCAUCGCAACUGUUGCAUCCAGAACUAAAGUAACUUUUACUCCAUUGUCCUAUUUUAGUCGAGAAAUACGUGUAUACUUCAAAAGGAUUUAUACUAUAAAUCAUGAUUUUAAUCAUUACAAUACGACAUUGUUUUACAAUACGAAUUUGGUCUGAAGUUUUUCACUAACCGGCAAAAGCGGUUGGGGCACGUUCUCCACUUGCAUUAUUAAGCUCGACCCAUAAAAAGCUAACCACCAUUAAGUAACGAUACGUUCUCAACUUUGAUACGAUCGUAUUAAGAACCAUUUUGCGUUUUAUCAGUUGUUUAUUUUGCCCUCUUUGGUAACGAUUGCUCGUUGCUUUUGUGUGUCUGGUGGGCAUAAGUGUGACGGGCUGGAUCCUUUUGCGUCUAUAUAGAUAUAGUCAUAAUUAACUCAGCGGUACCUGAGUUAAAGAAGGCGAUACACACGUGGUGUUUUAUUUGAAGUAAACUUGUAAAAAUACUUUAAAAUAUCUUAAACUUUAAAGCUUAACUGACAAUGACUAAUGUAUGCAUUGUGUGAUGAGUGUAAAAUAUUUACUAACAUAACAAGGUCAAAGCUUAAAAGUAAGUAUUAAAAUAUUUUUGAAGAGAUACCCAGCAGUUGGAAGCAUAUAUUUCAGCAUAAGCACAAAUGUCGCAAAUUACAUAAUUUGUUCGAUAUGAUUGUAUAAGAAUAUAAUUCGUAUCUUUGUGAUUUGGUUAGAUAACACUAAGUCGUAUAAACUCUGCAGAUAUAAAAUUUUGUAUUGGUAAUCGCCCCGUGUGAGACCGGCAUAAAACCGUGUGCUGGUGCGGCGCGCCAACCGGCAGCCGGUAUCGCUUGUAACUUAACCUCAAACUGACACAGUCGUGAACGGUGCUUCAUAUUACAACAGUUUAUUUGUGUUCAAAUCUUACGCACAGACGUUUAUAUCUUACUAAUUAAUUUAUUAAUUUAAUCGUUUUGCUUAAAAGAUAGUGGAUUUUUACCUGUUCAUAUCAUAUAGCAACGGAAGUAUUAUAGUGUUAAUAAAUCAAUACACCCAGUGCAACAACACAAGUCUUCAUCGCCGUAUAAUGAUAAAUAAGUUCGUGUGAACGUGAACAGAUAGUUUUAAAUGUAAUCUUGAGAUAAAUGUGACUUUUGGAUAAGUUAGUGAGUGUAUACGUCGACGAUUCGAAAGUGUAGCGUCGUUUGUGUUUUUUUUUUGCCGUCCUCAACUGACAAAGAGUAUUCGAAUGCUUUCAAGAUGGAAAACCGUGCAGUAGUUAAUGGCAAUGGGCCUCAAACAAAGUUAACAAGGUGUUCUAGCAGCGUAGGAGAUAGUGGUACAGAUAAAACAAAAGUCGGUUGGACGAGCCCACGUGAUAUCUGGAGGAAUUUAUCAUUGCGCAGGAAAGCCGAGUUACAAAGUAAACGCGAAUUGUUCUUCAAGUCCGACUCGGUGAGUGGUGGCGGCGUGAGUGCGACGGGCCCGCCGAUAGGAGCGCCGCCCGCGCCGCCCUCCGUGCUCAAGGACGCGCUCGCCAAGCGCGCGACCACGCUGCCCGACCAGCUUGAGAACAACCACCAUGAGUCAAACGGUACAGUCAACAAGCUCAGCAACAGUGUCUCAGUCGAUGCCUCCAAGCCGCCGAACUCGGCGCCACCGCCGACCCCGGCGCCGCCCGUGCCCACGUCAGCACCCCCUGCUGCGCCCCCGCCUCUCAGGAGUACAGAAAACAUUAUCAAGAAGCCUGAUCACCCACCAGUCGCACCAAAACCAGAAUUACCUAAAUUAGAAAAGCCAAAAACCAAAGAACUAGAUGGAUAUGUUGGAUUUGCAAACCUACCAAACCAAGUAUACCGAAAGGCAGUGAAAAAAGGAUUUGAAUUCACACUAAUGGUUGUAGGUGAAACAGGAUUAGGGAAGUCAACGCUGAUAAACUCACUGUUUCUGACGGACGUGUACGACCGGGAUAAACACCCGGGCCCAUCGCUACGUGUAAAGAAGACAGUUGGUGUCGAGACAAGCGUUGUGAUACUCAAGGAGAACGGAGUCAACCUCACAUUAACGAUCGUCGACACACCCGGCUUCGGCGAUGCAGUCGACAACAGCAAUUGUUGGCAACCUAUCAUCGACUUCGUUGAGUCGAAGUAUGAAGAGUUCCUAAACGCGGAAUCUCGGGUGACCCGCAAAGCGGCGCCGCCGGACACCCGCGUGCAUUGCUGCCUGUACUUCAUCGCACCCAGCGGACACGGCCUCAAGCCCCUCGACGUCGAGUUCAUGCAGCGGCUCGGAGACAAAGUCAACAUCAUACCAGUCAUCGCCAAGGCCGACACUAUGACCCCGGAAGAGUGCAAAGAUUUUAAAGAACAGAUAAUGAAAGAAAUAAGUCAACACAAGAUCAAGAUCUACGACUUCCCGGAGAGCACGGGCGAGGAGGGCGAGGCGGCGGAGGCGGCCCGCGGGCUGCGCACGCGCGUGCCCUUCGCCGUGGUGGGCGCCAACACCGUCAUCGAGACCGACGGCAAGCGCGUGCGCGGCAGGAAGUACCCCUGGGGCAUCGCUGAGGUUGAAAACUUGGAGCACUGCGACUUUUUGGCCCUGCGGAACAUGGUGAUAAGGACGCACCUUCAGGACUUGAAGGACGUGACCAGCUCUGUGCACUACGAGAACUACCGCUGCCGCAAGCUUGCCGGCCUCUCACACGACGGCAAGCCGCACAGGAUCAACUCCAACAAGAAUCCUUUGGCUCAAAUGGAAGAAGAAAAGCGAGAACAUGAUCUUAAGAUGAAGAAAAUGGAAAGCGAAAUGGAACAGGUGUUCGAGAUGAAGGUCCGCGAGAAGCGCGCCAAGCUGAAGGAGUCGGAGGCGGAGCUGGCGCGGCGGCACGAGGCCACGCGACGCGCGCUCGAGGCGCAGGCGCGCGAGCUGGACGAGCGCCAGCGCGCGCUGCACGCCGACAAGCUCGCCUGGGAGCGCGACACCGGACUCUCGCUCGACGACCUGCGCCGCCGCUCGCUCGAGGCCAACAGCAAGGAGACUGUCGAUGGCAAGGAAAAGAAGGACAAGAAAAAGAAAGGUUUGUUUUAAACUCGACUACAGUCUCGUCGGCCUCGCACCCACCGUUACUCACGCGUGACUAACUCGCGGCGCGGUCGCCGCAGCAUCAUCGAUCGAGUGUCCGUUGUCACGGCCGACACUCAGCUUAAGAUAAUAACAAAUUUUGGUAUCGAUUCAACUGAGGUCCGAGUACAAAAAGAGGUUUGAUUCCUAGAAUAGCGUUUUAAAUUUUAAAAUUACGGAAUACACAUGCCUAGGCAUGCAGCCUUUUAUUCGGCAAUACCGAAUUAUCCGAGUAGCUUCGAUCGAUGAUUUUCUAGUGCAUAACUAUAAUGCUAUAUGAGAUUUUGACCGCAUUCUUAAAGCGUGGUCGUCUAUUGGAUAACAAGUCAUACUCGAUGAAAUUAUUUUAAAAUGUCUGUUUACUGUGACUUUUCCAACAUAAUACCUGUAUAAUGUAUUUUAACUCUAUUCACUUAAUAAAAUAGAUCAUACGUUCUGAAUCUUCUAGAAUUGACAAAACAUUAGUUUAUUGCGACUGUACAUAUCGUGAUCUGAACUGUUUUAAAAACAUAGAUUUCAUGAUAAACCAUUGUUUUGAAAUAAACAGGACUUGUCCUCGGCUACUUCUAUUUGUCAACCUAACCUUGGGUUAUAAAGUGCCAUUUUCAGUGUUGUGACAUGUAACUUUUAUGUCAUCAACACCAUAUUUUUCAAUAAAAUUGCUUUUUGUCUUCUGUCUAGCAAUGUGUGUUCACAUUAAGUGUUAGCUUCACCGUUUACCGUACUUCAAACUUGUACUUUUGUAUAUUGAAGUCUCUGUGACUAAAUCACUGUAUUGGUGAAUGUUUUGUUAGCAUUUCUAGGUUGAAAGGACAGUACAUUUUCCUUUUUCCUAUGAUUACUUGUUAUCAGAAAAUUCAUCGACUUUGAUUGAUUAAAACACCAAGUGAUUAAAAAGGGCCUGUAACUGAGCCUAGGUAUUUCACAAGAAAUUGUUUGAUGUAUGCCAAAAAUAUUGUAUUUUACUAUAUUCUCGUAAUUCUACUUCACAUAUUGAGAUUUUUUACGUCAUUUGCAGAUUGGUCUUUUAAGAGUGUUGCAACUGGAAUAGUAAUAUAAUGAGGACCACGGUCCGCACACGGCGCACUUAACUAAUUAGUAACUUAUAGUUGUAUGACGUAGCAUAAUGAGACAACGAUUAAUGAAGACUACAGGAUCUUAUAACAUUGUAACUGACGUGCGUUGAGGAUGUCAAUACAAAAUUAAACGAGUCUACAUUGUAUGAGAUUACUUUUGUAUGUAUUUUAUUUAUAAGAUUUUUCCAUGACAAAGCAUUUAUUAUGAUAAGUGAGGCCUAAUUUUAUACUUCUUGUGUUUCCAAAGGAUUUUGUAAAACAUAUUUUAUAUGAUUAUUUAUUUAUUUGAAACUGUUUAGCUGUCAGCAGCGUCGGAUGUAGCACAAACAAUAUUACAGCUUAGUACUAGACAUUUACGUCCAUAAAGAUGCCAAAUAGCUUAUAAUAAUGGUAUACUUUAAUCGAAGACGAAUGUCAAAUUCUUUGUAUUUGUAUUUAUAUUAUUAUGUUUACUAACACUAGAUAGACAACUAAAUCAGUUACGUGAUAGAUUCAGCUCAAAACCUGGGUAAAGUUAAACAUAGGCACUAAUUCUUUACUGAUAAAUAUAGCAUAAUAUUACAAUACACGAUUAUUGCUUUUAUUUAUUGUUAUAUUUAUAAGUAGAGAGGGAUUACCUUAGAGUUCAUCUUAGAUAAUACACUAUUCUAAAUUUAAAAGUGAAUUAGAUAUGAAAUAUUUUUUACUUCUAUAUAAUAAAAUGUAAUAAGAUUUGGGCUUGAUCGAUGCAUUCAUGAACCUUGGCUGAGGUUUGAUUCGGCGUUUGUUAUAACUAUACAAAGUUAUAUUGUGCUUAGUGAUAUUAACAUAUGCUCAUAGUUCAGUUGUGAAAUAGAAUCUAGCUCUAGCUAGUUGUUAGCGUUUCUUUAUAGUAACGUGUAAGGGAAUGAUGUAAGGAUCUCUCACCAACAAUGUUGACGAGCGCAUGGAGCAGUCUAGUAUUAUACCUAUUCAUUAUGUUGUCAAACUUUCAUAUACUUCUUUGAUCGACUUCAAUACAUGCUAUAAAGUUACUGUUGUUUUAAUAAUCUUCUUAAGUCUUAUAUUCAACAAUAUAUCGCUUAUCAGUCUUAUAUUAGGUUAUGUAAAUAUUUUGUUAGUCAUUACUAUAUAUACUAAUACGGAUAAAUAUAUAUUAUCAUUUGUCAGGUUAUGUUACUAGAUGACACGUAAUUUAUGAGACAUGCAUAAUCUUUAUUUAAUCAGCAUGCCAUGUUUAAAUAAUUUUGUAUUAUUUUCUCCACUACAGUAUUGACUUCCGCGUUAAAUUUAGUACUUUAGGUGAUAAGAUUAUGCUUAAUUUUGUAUUUUGUGUAGGGUUUCGGCCCACUACCAUACAGAUCAUUUGCUUAGUCAUUACGAUGGACUUGUGAUGUGUGUUGGGAGACGAAGGAAGUUCAGACGAUGUAAUAUAUUGUACCUUUAAAUAAAUAUAAAUAAAUACGUAAUAUAUAGGA
Molecule: messenger RNA, 6817 nt
Organism: Trichoplusia ni (cabbage looper)
Lineage: Eukaryota; Metazoa; Arthropoda; Insecta; Lepidoptera; Noctuidae
Gene: pnut
Product: septin-7
Exons: 10
Coding region: 2425-4251 (608 amino acids)
Biological process (GO): cilium assembly; cytoskeleton-dependent cytokinesis
Cellular component (GO): septin ring; cell division site; septin complex
Molecular function (GO): molecular adaptor activity; GTPase activity; GTP binding
Source: RefSeq, a predicted model, not a curated record